AUGGUUGAUGCUACAACAGGGCAUGAAGCUAUGUCAUUCAUGGAUGGGUCCUCCGGAUACAAUCAAAUCAGGAUGUCUCCAAAGGAUGAGGAGUGUACUGCUUUCCGAACUCCAAAAGGGAUAUAUUGCUACAAAGUGAUGCCCUUCGGUCUGAAGAAUGCUGGUGCCACCUACCAACGCGUGAUGCAAAACAUAUUUGAUAACAUGCUUCAUACGAGGGUAGAAUGCUACGUCGAUGACUUGGUGGUGAAGACGAAGAAUAGGCGUUAUCACCUUGAAGACCUUCGAAUUGUUUUUGAAAGGUUAAGAAAAUUCGACCUGAAGAUGAAUCCACUCAAGUGUGCAUUUGGAGUUACCUCAGGAAAGUUUCUUGGCUUCAUUGUGCGUCAUCGUGGAAUUGAAGUUGAUCCUGCAAAGAUCGACGCCAUUCAGAAAAUGCCCAGGCCAAAGAACUUAAGAGAGCUUCAAAAUCUCCAAGGAAAUUUAGCAUUCAUCCGGAGGUUCAUCUCUAAUCUAGCCGGACGGUGUCAACCCUUCAAUCAUCUAUUGAGAAAGGAUAUCCCUUUUCAUUGGGAUCAGUUAUGUCAAAAUGCUUUUGAAAGCAUCAAAACAUACUUGCUGAACCCACCUGUGUUAGGGGCGCCAAUGCUUGGGAAGCUAUUGAUACUCUACAUCGCGGCACAGGAACGUUCACUUGGAGCACUACUUGCUCAAGAGAAUGAGGAAGGAAAGGAACAAGCCUUGUACUAUCUUAGUCGAACUCUGAUAGGAGUUGAGUUGAACUAUACGCCUGUUGAGAAGAUAUGCUUAGGGUUACUUUAUGCAAUAAAGAAGCUAAGGCAUUAUUUUGAAGCAUACACCAUCAAACUCAUCUCUCGAGCAGAUCCCGUGAAGUUUGUGAUGACUCGACCUGUUCUUUCUGGACGCCUAGCAAGAUGGUCCAUAUUGUUUAACCAAUAUGAGAUCACAUACACACCUCAAAAAGCUGUGAAAGGACAAGCACUAGCCAAUUUUCUGGCUGAUCACCCUCUUCCGGCAGAAUGGGAGCUUUCGGAUGAGUUUCUAGAUGAAGACGUUUUGUUUAUCGAAGAAUUGCCACCAUGGACAUUGUUAUUUGAUGGAUCUGCACGUCGUAAUUGUGCGGGGGCAGAUGUUGUGUUGAUUUCUCCAGAAAGACAAGUCCUGCCAUUCUCCUUUGUUUUAGGUGAAACAUGCUCCAACAAUGCUGCAGAGUACCAAGCCCUGAUCGUCGGUCUCAAAAUGGCAUUGGAAAUGAAGAUUCUAAUGUUGGAGAUCUACGGCGACUCCAAGCUGAUCAUCAACCAACUUUUGGGGAAUUACGAGGUAAAGAAGGAAGAUCUAUUGCCCUACCAUGAAUACGCUUCUGGUUUACUUGAAAAAUUCGACCGAGUGUUCUUAAACCACGUCCCAAGAGAAGAAAAUCGCAAGGCUGAUGCUUUGGCUAACUUGGCCACGACGAUGGUACUUGGAGAGAAUGAGUCAACAAAGGUAUAUGUGUGUCAUCGAUGGGUUAUUCCUAGACUUCUGGAUCUUCAAGUCAACGAAAGCCAUCAUACGUCUGUUCGAGUGAUUGAAGAAGAAGAUUGGAGGCAACCACUGAUAGAGUACCUUGAACAUGGAAAGUUACCUGAAGAUCCGCGACAAAGAACAGACAUCAAGCGAAGAGCACCACGAUUCAUCUUCUAUAAGGAGACAUUGUUUCGCCGCUCUUUUGAAGGACUAUUCUUGCGAUAUCUUGACAAAGAAGAAGCCCGCCAAGCGAUGGAGGAAGCACAUUCUGGCUCAUGUGGAGCACACCAAUCUGGUCCCAAGCUCCAUUUUCGCAUCAAGAGGAUGGGCUACUACUGGGCGACAAUGGUGAAGGAUUGCAUGGAUUAUGCCAAAAGAUGUCAAGCUUGUCAAUUUCAUGCAAACUACAUCCACCAACCUCCAGAGCCCUUUCACCCAACUGUAGCUUCAUGGCCUUUUGAUGCAUGGGGACUUGAUGUUGUUGGACCACUUCCAAAGUCAUCAAUGGGACAUAUGUACAUAUUGGCCGCUACGGACUACUUCUCUAAAUGGGCUGAAGCUGUUCCACUCAAGGAGGUGAAAAAGGAAACUGUUGUCGAUUUUAUCAAGUCAUAUAUAAUUUUUAGGUACGGCAUACCAAGAUACAUAAUCACUGAUAAUGGAACGCCAUUUGACAACAAGCUCAAAGUUGUUGCAAAGAACAAGAGAGACUGGCAUGAGAGAAUUGGUGAAGCUUUGUGGGCAUACCGGACAACAUUCAGAACUGCUACACAAGCAACUCCUUACUCUCUGGUAUAUGGCGUGGAAGCAGUCCUUCCGUUGGAGCAACAAAUUCCAUCACUGCGGAUAGCAAUCCAAGAAGGACUCACGUCCGAAGAGAAUGCUCAACUUCGCCUAGCAGAGUUAGAGGAAAUGGAUGAGAAAAGAUUGGAAGCGCAACAAAAAUUGGAGUGCUAUCAAGCUCGACUAGCUAGAGCUUUCAACAAGAAAAUCUAUGAGUGUACUUUCAAAAGGCGCAAACGGAUCACAAUUUGGAGUCUCCUAGCUCGAGAUAUGAAUUUUUCUACCAUAGCGCGCAAAGCUGAAAAGCAAUUUCGCGAACAGAUGGGUCAAGUUCAGAAAACGGCUCGCGAUUUGGAUGCUCCUAACUUGAGAUAUGCGCGUUCCAAUAAUAGCAUGCAGUGUUGUGAAGCCGAAAUGACAGACUUGUGCAUCGCCUUCAAAAGUUCAUUCAGACUUGUCCUUAUGGAAUUUGGCCCCAAAUUUUGGAUAUGUCACUGUAGUGCAAGUUUUGAUUCUGCAGAACCAAGCGGAUUGCAGUUUGGACACUCCUAG
Molecule: messenger RNA, 2865 nt
Organism: Nicotiana attenuata
Lineage: Eukaryota; Viridiplantae; Streptophyta; Magnoliopsida; Solanales; Solanaceae
Exons: 4
Coding region: 1-2865 (954 amino acids)
Biological process (GO): DNA integration
Molecular function (GO): nucleic acid binding; RNA-DNA hybrid ribonuclease activity
Source: RefSeq, a predicted model, not a curated record